CUCUGCAGAUGACGGGGAUUGGCGGAGCCAUAGUCCAACCCCGAAAACGUACUUCGUAUCACAUCAUCAAUCGCUGCAGACAUUUUGAGUCGACAAUCUCUCGAAUUUCCUAUCGUUCAAACCUCCCUCUCCUCCCUUCCUUUACUCAGUGACAUGUCACUUCGGCCCUGGCCUGGCAUACUUCUCCGGUACUCUGCUACUUCUGUACGCCCUCUUACGCUGGCAUCCCAAAGACCUGCCUCUGCCUGUGUUGAGCUGUCGCGCAUCGGCUCCUCUGCAAAGUCCCCCGCACCUGUUUCGAGGCUUGCAGGAUUGUCCAGACAGUUCUCCUCCUCGUCCUUAAAGAUGGCCCCGGUCACAAAGCAAUAUGACUACAUUGUCAUAGGAGGAGGAUCAGGAGGAAGUGGUGCGGCCAGAAGAGCCAGCGGCUGGUAUGGAGCAAAGACAUGCAUCAUUGACGCCGGAGUAUCUGGUGGCUGCUGUGUAAAUGUUGGGUGCGUCCCCAAGAAAAUGACCUGGAACUUUGCCUCCAUCGCCGAAGCCAUGAAGGCCGGAAAGCAUUACGGAUACAUAUUUGCAGAAGGCAAUUCCUUCGACUUCACGAGUUUUGUCGAGAAAAGAGAUGCGAGAAUAAAAGUUUUGAACGGCGCUUAUGAGAACAAUUGGGCAAAAGAAGGAAUCGAGUUGAUUCACGGUACGGCUACGUUCAUCAGCGAACAUGAAAUGGAGGUCAAGCCGAAAGACGGAGGUGAACCAUUCAGAAUAACAGCACCUCACAUCACGAUCGCCACAGGCUCAUUCCCAACAAAACCCGAAGGCAUAAAGGGCGCAGAAUACGGCAUCACAUCAGACGAGUACUUUUUGAUCAAGCAUCUGCCGAAGAAGAUGGUGUUUGUUGGGGCUGGCUACAUCGCCGUCGAACUUGCCGGUGUGAUGAAUGCUAUUGGAGUUGAGACACAUUUGUUCAUCCGACAUAACACGUUCCUCCGAAAAUUCGAUCCCAUGGUGCAAGAGACCAUGACGAACCAUUACGAAGACCUGGGUGUUCACGUCCACCGAAACCACCCUGGAAUCAAGGAGGUUGUGCAGUUACAACCUGCCAAGGAUCCAUCUGAUCCGCGCGAUAAACAGCUCAAGAUCAUCAUGAAUGACGGCAGCGAAAUGAUUGCAAAUGAGCUUUUGUGGGGCAUUGGACGAGGCGCAGAGACCCGAGGACUGGGCCUCGAAAACAUACCGAUCAAGCUGGACAAGACCGGCCAUAUUGUCGUGGAUAAAUACCAGAAUACAUCGGUCCCCGGGGUGUAUGCCUUGGGUGAUGUUUCUGGCCAGGUCGAACUCACACCGGUAGCCAUUGCAGCUGGGAGACAGCUGGGCAACCGCCUCUUUGGACCACCCGAACUCAAGGAUUCUCACCUUGACUACGACAGAAUCCCAUCUGUCGUCUUCUCACACCCCGAAGUUGGUUCGACCGGCUUAACUGAGCCACAAGCUAUUGAGAAAUACGGAAAGGACCGUAUCAAAAUUUAUCAUACCAAAUUCUCAGCCAUGUACUACGAUGUAUUCCCGCCAGAGGAGAAGAAGAAAGAGCCGACAGAAUUCAAGCUUGUCUGCCUUCUGCCAAACGAGGAGAUUGUGGGAUUACACAUCUUGGGCAAGGGCUGCGAUGAAAUGAUGCAAGGCUUUGGUGUCGCUGUCAAAAUGGGCGCGACGAAGAAAGACUUUGAUAGUUGUGUUGCUAUUCAUCCAACGAGUGCAGAAGAGCUGGUUACUAUGCGUUAGAAGUAUAGACAAACAAAUUAUAGAUCUGCACAAGGAUAAUAUUAUACCAACUACAGCCGAUCCUUCGUAUAUGAAGAAAUUGUCCCUGUGUAGAUUCCUUCAAAGCCUGAAGAUGCAGCGUGAGUCUCUUCCCUCGAGGCUGCCAAGAUUAUGACGUGG
Exophiala xenobiotica is the source of this 1938-nucleotide messenger RNA. RefSeq names its product glutathione-disulfide reductase. NCBI's taxonomy places the organism in Eukaryota, Fungi, Ascomycota, Eurotiomycetes, Chaetothyriales, Herpotrichiellaceae. Gene Ontology annotation, biological process: cell redox homeostasis; cellular response to oxidative stress; glutathione metabolic process. The transcript is spliced from 6 exons. The coding region runs from base 154 to 1779 and encodes 541 amino acids. The record is from RefSeq and is a predicted model, not a curated record. Gene Ontology annotation, molecular function: NADP binding; flavin adenine dinucleotide binding; glutathione-disulfide reductase (NADPH) activity. Gene Ontology annotation, cellular component: mitochondrion; cytosol.